AUGAUUUUUUUGUUUUUGGAGGUACUUCUCUUAAAUCUUUCUUUACCCGCACAUUCUAUCAACAAAAAUAUCCUAUUUCAAAAUUUUUUUUUCUUCAAAAUCUCACGAAACUGCUUAGGCAUGGCUGUAAAGCUAAAUACAUGCCAAGAAGCAGCAAUAUUUGAAGAUGAGCGAGAAGGAAAGAUAAGGGAGGUUGGCAAUCAAGCUGUUUGGUCCUUGUCUUCAUGUAAACCUGGAUUUGGUGUAGAACAAUUAAGAGAUGAAGAUUUUGAUACAUACUGGCAGUCAGAUGGCCCACAACCCCAUCUAGUUAAUGUUCAGUUUCGAAGGAAAACAAUCAUUCAAGACAUUUGUUUGUAUACAAAUUAUAAAGCAGAUGAAAGUUACACUCCAAAUCGGAUUUCCAUUCGUGCUGGCAACAAUUUUCAUGACUUGGUGGAACUGGAACAGGUAGAAUUGAUAGAACCUGUUGGGUGGGUAAAGAUUCCAUUGAAAGAUACAAAUGACAAACACAUACGGACAUUCAUGAUCCAAAUUGCUGUCUUGUCCAAUCACCAAAAUGGACGUGAUACUCACAUACGACGAAUCAAAGUCAGGUCUCCAGUUAUGGACACUUCCAUACACCCUGCUCCCAAAUUCACCAGUCCGGAAAUGAUUCAAUAUGCAUACUUCAAAUAA
This is a messenger RNA of Acanthosepion pharaonis, 678 nucleotides long. The record is from the annotation of a GenBank genome assembly. NCBI's taxonomy places the organism in Eukaryota, Metazoa, Mollusca, Cephalopoda, Sepiida, Sepiidae.